Molecule: messenger RNA, 5564 nt
Organism: Hevea brasiliensis (rubber tree)
Lineage: Eukaryota; Viridiplantae; Streptophyta; Magnoliopsida; Malpighiales; Euphorbiaceae
Product: protein ESSENTIAL FOR POTEXVIRUS ACCUMULATION 1
Exons: 11
Coding region: 282-5318 (1678 amino acids)
Molecular function (GO): protein binding
Source: RefSeq, a predicted model, not a curated record
AAAAACCUCACUCUUUGGCUGUUGUGAUCAAUACAACCAAAGCUCACAGCCCUCUCUUGUGUCCCUCCUGCCUCUCUCCCUCUCUGAGUUUUUCUGCAAUUCCCAGAUCCUAAUCUAUCGGCGUCCUCUCUCUCUCUACGCGAAUCCCAAACCAUAGCAAAUCACCUCUGCACCAUCUUGUUUCUCUGCGACCUCUUCCCCAAUCAAAUCUCUCUCCCUCUCGCUCUCUCUCUCUGUUCACCUCCAAUCUACUUCGUUUCUGCUGUUGACCUGUUGCUUCAAUGGCUGACGGGAAGCUUACUCUGCCUGACGAUCUCAUCUCAUCCAAGUUCCCUGAUGAACACACAUCCAACGCCAAAGAUGAAGCCUGGGGUGGAGGAAUUGGUGAGGACAAGCCACUGAUGAGUUUGCUUGAUGAGUCAAAAGAUGAAGUAGUUUCAGAUAGCGGCAUGCCUCUUUCUCCACAAUGGCUUUAUACUAAACUUGUUGAUGCUAAGAUACCAACUGCUGGAGCAUCAGGGGAAAUGCGUGCACCUAAUUCUCUGUCCCAGGGGAACUGCCCUGACAACAAUUUGAAAGAUAGUUGGCGAUUGGAUGGCCAGGAUAAAAAAGAUUGGAGGAAAAUUUCAGCUGAUGUAGAAAGCAGCCGUUGUUGGCGUGAAGAGGAGAGAGAGACAAGUUUACUGGGUAGACGAGAUCGUAGGAGAGAAGAUCGUCGUGCUGAUGCCAUAUCAACAAGGGACAUAGCUGAGAGCAGAGUAUUGUCUUCUUCAGAUCGUUGGCAUGAUAGUAAUAGCCGUAAUUCUGGGCAUGAAUCUCGGAGAGACAGCAAAUGGUCAUCAAGGUGGGGUCCUGAAGAUAAAGAGAAGGAUUCUUGGAAUGAGAAGAGGACAGAUGUUGAGAAGGAAGAUACUUACACAGACAAGCAAUCUUUUGUUACUGGAAGCCACACAACUUUGGAGCGAGAGAAUGACUCUCGAGAGAAGUGGAGGCCUCGCCAUCGCAUGGAAGUUAAUUCUGGUGGAAUGCGAAGUGCACCAGGAUUUGGGUCAGAAAGAGGAUGCAUGGCAGGAUCAAAUAUUCGAUUUGCUGCAGGAAGAGGAAGGUCAAAUAGUAAUGGGGGCAUAUCAAUUGGAAGGCAUCCUUCUGCUUCUGCUAUUGGAUCUAUUCCUUUGGAUAAGAAUCAAUCAUACUGCUAUCCAAGGGGAAAAAUUCUGGACAUUUACCGAAGGCAACAAACUCUUCAAAGUUUUAAUAACAUCCCUGAUGGGAUGGAGAAUGUACCCUCAGUAACAACAGAAGUUGCUAUUAAGCCAUUGUCUUUUGUUGCACCUGAUGCAGAGGAAGAGGCUGUACUUGGAGAUAUAUGGCUGGGGAAAAACAAAAGCAGUGGAGGGUUACACAAUUCACUUCGUGACAGGAAUGAGGGAUCAAAAGAUGAUAUCAGAGGCUUUGCUGAAGUGACUAGUGAGGGGAAUCUGAGUUCUACAAUUAACACUGAUGAAAUUUUUGAAUCUUUUAGAAAGUUUGCUGUUAAUGAUUCUGAUGAUGGUAGUGGGGCUGACGUGUCAGAUACAUCUAUAAUGGAGGAGGUAUGUUCUUCAAAAGAAGGCAAAGAGAAGCUUAGAACAGCAAUUGGUAGAGCUUUGAGUGAUGGCUUGAUGCCUGCUGUUCCAAAGAAAGAGAAUUCCAGUAGUUCCCAGGAGAUUGGCCCCGGUAACAAUAUUGUGGAAUUGAAAACUCUUGAUAACCAGCAAGUGGCAGAUUUGGCUAAUAUGAACCAUCUAGAGUCGGAACAUAUCAAGUCAGCUACUUCUUUUGAAAUUGGUAGUCAGCUUCCUGAUGAUCCGAGUUCUCUAUUUGAUUUUCCAUCUGGACAGCAAAGUCAAAGUGAUAAUCAAUUUGCUUUAAAGAGCAAUGAUGAGGUACACCUAUUAAGAAGUGUUGUCAUUCCUGAGGAGCUAUCUUUGUGCUAUCUUGAUCCUCAAGGGGUGAUACAGGGGCCAUAUCUGGGGAUUGAUAUUGUCACAUGGUUUGAGCAAGGGUAUUUUGGAACUGAUCUACCUGUUUGCUUGUCAGAUGCUCCUGAUGGAUCACCUUUUCUUGAACUUGGUGAACUUAUGCCACAUCUAAAAGUUAAACUUGGAUCUGUUUCUAGCACCAGUAAGUUAUCCGAUACUGUUGGAGGCAGCUUGGAAGAGAGUAUACCUAUUGCUUUUGCUACUGACUUUGAAGGUAGUUCUGCUGUUAGAGCAGACCAACAACAGGCUUCAUCAGCUUCAUCUAGAUUUGAGGAUCCCUCGAAUGUUAUUGGUCAGUCAAGUGUUUACAAUAACAGUUUUCGCUCUGGGAUGCAGUGCUCUGAUGAUCAAAGAUUGGAACAUUUUGUCACUCAGGGUGAAGAAGUUCUUCCUGGAAGGCCUGGAAGUAACAGUGGUAACCCUUCGAUGAAGCUUGCUGCAGACAUUCCAAAUUCGGUUUCUAAUCCUUCUAGUGACCCUUCCCUUGCGAGUGAAUUCUUAGGAACUCAUCAGGAUGAGAAUCUGCAUCCAUUUGGCCUUUUGAUGUCUGACCUCAGAGGUAACUCUCAGCUGAGGCGUGUUCAAUCAUCAAAUAUAUCUUCAAGCAUGGGUGAUCAGGGUCAAACUAUAGAUCCUUGCUCAGAAGGAGCUUUUGCUUUCUGCAAUCAGAGCUCUUUUGGUGCAGUGGUUGAUCAACCUCCUUAUAUGGAGACAUGGUCUGAUGAUUAUAGCAAAAAUACUCUCACUAACCCUAGCAUUCAUAUAGAUUCAAAAGAUGUUCACUUAUCUCACAGGGAGCAAGACUUCAGUGAUUUUGACCUGCAGCACCUUAUUUUACAGAAUUUGCAAAAAGAACAACUUCAGCCACAGAAUAAUUUAUCUACACAUUCCCUCUCACAUGGCACCAGAUUGGGCAUUGAAGAAAUUCCUUCUAAUUUUUUGAAACUGCAGUUUCAACAACAGCAGCAAUUAGAGCUUCAACAACAACGGAGAUUGGAGCUUCAACAACAGCAGUGGCACUUGGAGGUUCGGCAGCAGCAACGGCAGUUGGAGAUUCAGCAGCGGCAACGACAAUUGGAGCUCCAGCUGCAACGGCAGUUGGAGAUUCAGAGGCAGCGGCAGUUGGAGCUUCAGCAGCAGCGUCAAUUAGAGUUUCAACAGCAGCAGUGGCAGUUGGAGUUUCAACAGCGGCAGUGGCAACUGGAACUUCAAAAGCAGCAGCAGUUACUCCAGCAGCAACUUCGUCACCAGCAAAUGGAGUUGCUGCUACAGCAGCAAGAAAAACAACAACAGCAGUUGGUUCUUGAGCGUAUGCUUCAGCAUCAGAUGUCUGAUCUUGGUUAUAGACGGUCAAAAGUGGAUCCUCUGAUGGAGAACUUGCUUGAUCAAGUUCAGUUCAGAAUGCAGCUGCCAGAACUGCAACAGAGUUCUCAUCCUUCUAGACACCUUGAUCCAUCACUGGAGCAAAUAAUCCAAGCUAAGGUUGGAUUGAAUUCUCUUCAAGAACCACAGGCUGAUUUCUUAGACCUAUUACAGGAAAAACAUGGAAAUGUACUCCCUUCCAACCAGUUUCAUUUUCAGCAAGAACGGUUGCAGGCACAACAAUUAUCUUUGGCACUGAAACAGCAGUUAGGAAUGGAUGGGAAGAGACAUCUCAGUGGACCAUUGUCUGUUGAUGAAGCAGGUCAUCUUGCUCGGAAUGGUGGUGCUCUUAACCAGUCUCAGUCUUUAGGAUUUGAUACUUCAGAUUUCUACCAGCAGCGGAGGCUUUCCUCACCAGAGGAGCAUCUAAGCCAUCUUAAACGGAAACAUGCUUUACAGGAGCAGUGUCAACAUGGGCUUUAUGAACCUGUUGUAAUCCCUGGGAUAAAGUUGGAUAAUGUAAAUGAUUGUCCUCAAGAUCCCAAUUCAACAGAACAUCUCUACAUGCAGCCUGCCGACCAACUCGGUUCUUUCUCUUCUGGUAUGCCUUUCCCGUUUAAACAAAUUUCAGAUGAUUUUUAUGGUUCUCCCCCAGCAGCAUUGGGAUUUCUCCCUGGAAAACAAGGGAAGCUGGAAAAGAGUGGGAUUAAAGGAGAGAUGCAACAACUGCUUCUUGAAACUCAGCAGCAGAGUAAGGUUUCCGAAGUUGCUGCAAACUCUAGUAUUUGUGCACCAACUGGAGGUGAUGAGGAAAACUCAAAGAUACUUUUGAUGGAUUGCCAAAAACUGGGUCUUCAAUGUAUUCGGUCGUCAGAAACUGAUUAUCAAUAUCUUAUAUCAUCUUCUGAGCCUCAGGAUGCCUUAUGCCUGAUCAAGGAUUCGCGCUUUUCAAAUCUUCCUUUCAAUCACAUCCUAGAUCAAGAAGCUGCUAUGAACCUUUCAUUUAUGAAAGGGCCACAAAUUUUGAAUUCAACUUCUCUAUUGCAAGAUAAUCUGGUUACUGCUGCUUUGAGUGGUCAAAAUGGUGAAAGAUUGCUCUCUAAGUCAAAUUCUGGAGCACUAAUUGAAGAACAGACAUUCUUGUCAGGCGCAAGAGAUCCUUCUCAUGCUAGUUAUGCGAAUGCCAGAUUUAUUGGUAAAUCAACAUUGGACGAAGACUUGCCAGAACUGGAAAGAAAGGGAAGUAUAUAUGGGUCCAAAGCUAUGGUUCCGAUGUGCAGGUCAGUUUCACAAAUUGAAGACAACUUGGUUGAGCAGGCAGAAGCUGCAACGGAUUUGGGGAGGAUACCAAGCAGGCAUAGUUUGCUAAGCAUUGCUGGCGGAAAUCAAGGCAUCUACUGCUGCAAGAUGGGAAACAAUAUAUCAUCUGGAGGGGAGGUUUCUAAUGAUAGUGUACCUUCUAUACCAACCAAAGGGCUUGAUAAUACUUUACAUAAACGUCUGCCCGUAUCACGGGGAUUAUCUUCCGACGAUGGUUUGCCAGACUUGGCCCCCGCUUCAAAUGUCAAGCAGAAAAGCUCGCUGAACCUUCCAACUUCUAAUGAAAAAAGGCAUUUGUCUGAGGGGAAUGUAGCAGCAGCCUCAGUUGGUGAAAUGCAGGCAUCUGGGAAGAAAGAAAUGCGUUUUAGGAGGACCUCUUCUUACAGUGAUGCUACUGUGUCAGAGACAUCAUUUAUAGAUGUGCUUAAAAAAUCAGUUCUUUCUGAGGCUGAUGCAGCUAAUGUGGCUGCUCUGGAGUCAUCUGAUGGUUCACAAGCAGCACAAAGUGCGAAAAAGAAAGGAAAGAAGGGAAGGCAGAUAGAUCCUGCUCUUCUUGGCUUCAAGGUUUCCAGCAACCGUAUCAUGAUGGGUGAGAUACAACGCCUGGAAGACUAACCAGUACAUGGUGUAUAUAUCUCUGUAAAUCUUUCUUUAAUUGUUUUAUAGAUGAAUAGGUUUUGUACAGGUUACUGGGGAGGUAUAACAGUUUUGAAAUUCUUUCAUUCUUUUUUGUUCUCCACAAGGCGGAGCAAUAAUAGUUCUGGUUUUGACUCCUGCCCUUCAUACUAUGUUGUACAGGCAAUAAGCCAAUAAUUAAGAAGUUUUGUAAGGCAAUAGAAAAAAGAAAGCUAUUACAAAUUA